Molecule: messenger RNA, 1359 nt
Organism: Heterobasidion irregulare TC 32-1
Lineage: Eukaryota; Fungi; Basidiomycota; Agaricomycetes; Russulales; Bondarzewiaceae
Exons: 7
Coding region: 1-1359 (452 amino acids)
Biological process (GO): NAD+ biosynthetic process
Cellular component (GO): cytoplasm
Molecular function (GO): pyridoxal phosphate binding; kynureninase activity
Source: RefSeq, a predicted model, not a curated record
AUGACCCUUUCCUCCAACGUUUCAUUUCGCGAACAUUUCGUCUUUCCAACCAACGCCGACAUUGGAGCUACCCGCCUCGUCCAGGAAGGAAAAGAACCGUGCGCAUAUCUUUGCGGAAACUCUCUGGGUCUCCUCUCGACGCGAUCAGAAUCCCUCGUUCAACAGGAAUUACGCGUAUGGGCCUCGAAAGCUGUGGAGGGUCACUUUGCACAUCCAGAUGGCAGGGACUGGAUGAAUAUCACCGAUCAUGUCAAUCCUCUCUUAGCAGAACUUGUAGGUGCAAAGGAAUCGGAAGUUGCCUGCAUGGGCACGUUAACGGCCAAUCUGCAUCUCAUGAUGAAUACAUUCUAUAAACCGACCUCCAAGCGGUUCAAAAUUCUAUGUGAAGGGAGGGCUUUCCCAUCGGAUCAAUACGCCUUCGCGUCACAAGUGACGUUGCACGGGUUAGACCCUAAAGAUGCUAUCAUCGAACUAUUCCCUCGUGAGGGAGAAUUUACUCUCAGAGAGGAAGAUAUCCUGGACGUUAUCGCAAAGCAGGGACCAUCCAUUGCCCUGGUAAUCUUCAGCGGGGUCCAAUAUUACACGGGCCAGUGGUUCCCCAUGCAGUCCAUAACGAAAGCAGCGAAAGCCCAAGGAAGUAUUUGCGGUUGGGAUCUUGCCCAUGCAAUAGGGAAUAUACCCUUGUCUCUUCAUGACUGGGACGUCGAUUGGGCAGUUUGGUGCACUUACAAGUACCUCAACUCUGGUCCUGGGGGUAUAGCAGGACUUUAUGUACAUGAGAAGUGGGAUGAUCGAGAGCUACCAAAGUACGCAGGCUGGUGGGGUCACGAUCCAUCCACCCGUUUCCAAAUGCCACCAGCUUUCUCUCCGAUCCGGGGUGCGCAAGGAUACCAGCAAUCCAAUCCAUCCGUUCUCUGCACCGCCUCACUUUUAGGAUCCCUCCAACUGUUCAAAGAGGCUGGCAUGAUGGAUACCCUGCGUGCCCGGUCCCUCAAAUUGACUGCGCAUCUCGAAGCGCUGCUCGUUCGAUCUCCGUAUUAUGUACCUCCCCACGAGGUAGCUGCGAGCUACCAUCCCCAGGACACACUGUCUGUGACCGCAGAGCUGCCAAGACAUGCAUUCACCAUCAUCACUCCGCAGGACCCAAAUGGCCGCGGCUCCCAGCUUUCUCUCAAAUUUCUGCCUAUUGAGGCACGUGUCAUGCAGAGUGUAUAUGACGGGCUCAAGAGCUUUGGCGUCAUCGGGGACGAGAGGCAACCGGACGUCAUACGACUUGCUCCCAUGGCUCUGUAUAAUACAUUUGAGGACUGUGACUGGGCAGCGCACUGCCUAGAUGAGGUAUUCCGUCUUUUGGAAUAA